GGACCUGGUUACUUCAGAGGCAUGGACACCAUUGUUGAUUACAAAUUUUUGAGCAGGGUCAUUGGGAAGACUAUCAAAAUUACAAUGAAAACUGGAUGUUUGCGGGGAGUUUUAAUAAAUAUUGAUCCAAGUCGGACAAUUCUUAUCAGCAAAGUUGAAGAUUUGGAAACUGGCAAGAACAUUCCUGGAGCACAGCUGCUUUUUGGGCGUGAUAUUUUGAAUGUGGAACUGCACAAAGAAUCAAUGGCUGCACUUCAGGGGAAACCAGGACUCACAGUUGUUAAGAGAGAGGAUUUUCCUUCGAAAGAAGCCGUAUUUAUUGGGAUGCAGGAUGUGGUACCCACAAAAGCUUACACCAGCGUUUCACAACAGAUUUACGAGAGUGCUUUACAAGCCGCCAAACAUUCAGAUCCAGACAAGAGUCCUAGUUGUGACAUGAAGAUGUCCUUUAACAGGUUCAAAAACCUGAAUCCCCUUGCAGAACUCGCUAUUGGCCCCUUGCGUCGAUAUAGAGACAUCCAGCAACAGAAGAAAGUUAAAAAUAUGAGUUCCCAGGGGGUAGUGAUCAAUUUUCUGUCAACUUUUUUUUCUGUUCCAGUGGAUGAGGAGGAAGUAGAAUACACAGUAAUUGACCAAUUCCAACCAAUAUUUGGUCCAGCUGUGCGACAUCUCCAAAACCAGAAAGUUCUGGGUAUUGGUGCUGUUGGCUUAAACCUUUGCCGCCAUGGAAAGAUCUGCUGGCUACAGGUUGCAAGCAAAAGCCGUGCAUACCUUUUUGAUGUCCUCAUUCUCGGUCCAAAGAUUUUCAAAAAUGGGCUACAAGUGGUCCUAGAGGAUAAAUCUAUCUUAAAGGUUAUCCAUGACUGCCGCUGGCUGGGAGAUUUUCUUUCUCAUCAGUAUGGUGUUGUCCUGAGUAAUGUGUUUGAUACACAGGUUGCUGAUGUGUACCUGUUCUCGGUGGGGACCGGGGGAUUCCUUCCUCAUCGUACAAGCUCACUUAAGGAAUGCUUGACUCGUUACCUCAACAUGCCACCAUCACGUGUUUCCUUCUUGACUCAACGUCAUACUCUUGAAAAGGAUAACCCCAGCAUCUGGUUUGAUCGUCCUUUGGCACCAUCACUUCAUAAAGUUUUGGCUUUGGAAGUGAUGCAUCUGCUUACUCUGCGCUUAGCCAUGCUAGACUCCAUGCUGGCUGACUAUACACUAUUGGUUGAUGGGUAUCUUAACUCAUGUAGACAGGGAACAGAAGAUGAUCUAGCCAGCACUGAGCUGUCGUGUUCGGAACUGCCCAAAGAACUUCAACAGCUGAGAGUACUUCAACAAGUGAGAAGCGAAAAGGCCUUAAAAGAUUAUGAUGUUAACAACAAGGGGCUCCUUAUAAGGAAUGCACCUGAAGAUAUUAAGCAUAAAUGUGAAAAUUUGAUUGAUUCAAACAUUAAUUAUUAAUAUAUAUUUUGAGAAGGCUCAAAAUAUGAUAUAAAACUGAUGUUGACUUAAGUUUGCAAGAAUAAUUUUCUUUUUUUGGUAAAGCGUCCCAAUAUGUGUUGUAAUGUUUUGAUUUCUUUUUUUGAGAUAAGAAAAUAUUUUGAUACUUGUUUAACAGGUCAUAUUUCUACUGUAUUAUACAGCACUAUGGAGUUGUGUGGCUCUUUACAAAUUGUUAUAAAAUAAAAAUGUUU
Messenger RNA from Spea bombifrons (plains spadefoot toad), 1679 nucleotides. It is a transcript of the gene EXD1, whose product is annotated as exonuclease 3'-5' domain containing 1. Lineage: Eukaryota; Metazoa; Chordata; Amphibia; Anura; Pelobatidae. The transcript is spliced from 12 exons. The record is from RefSeq and is a predicted model, not a curated record. Gene Ontology annotation, biological process: nucleobase-containing compound metabolic process. Gene Ontology annotation, molecular function: 3'-5' exonuclease activity; nucleic acid binding. Bases 22 to 1446 code for a protein of 474 amino acids.